UGCAGGUUGACUUUACGCAGCAAAAAGCACCAAAGUUUGAUCGUGCAUCACCCCAGAACAAUGUAGUGAAGUGACUUUCGACAUCAAAGACAUCAAAAUUCCAAACCAAAAUACAAUGGCCAUCAGCGGCCGCAGGUGGAGGCGCCAGAUCUGCGUUGUGACCGAUCUUUCAGAUCUGGUUGGUUCGGAUUCCAGCCGGCGCCAGGCACCGCCUCCAAUCGGCCAAAAGCUGCUUGACCGCAAGCGCCCAACUUGCACAUCACCGAGUUUUGAUCUCGUCGACAGCGCCCUUCAUCCACGCUGCAUCGCUCGUGUCCCAAAUCGCAGAAUUGAGCAUCAUCGAGGCGUCCGCUUCUCCAGAGACCAAGAUGUCGAUUCCUAUGACGCAAUUGGGCAGUCGUGCCCUCCACCACGAAGAAAACCCAGAAGUAGAGCGCGAAUAUGAUAAUCUACGCGCUCUUGCUCGUGCCGAAGCGGACAAGCGAGGCGAUUGCUACGAACGUUCUAAACGCGCCUACGAAGAUGGUGACGGUGCCAGAGCAAAGGAAUUGUCCAACCAAGGCAAGGCCCACGAUGCCAAGAUGAAGGAAUACAACCGCCAGGCUUCCGACUACAUCUUCCGCGAGAACAAUGCCCCCGGCCGUGUCGACGGCGACAGCAUCGACCUUCACGGACAAUUCGUCGAAGAGGCGGAGCGCAUUCUCGAACAGCGCAUUCGCGCGGAUCAGGCCCGUGGCCAGACACACUUGCACGCUAUUGUCGGCAAGGGCAACCACUCGUCGAACCACCACGUUCAGAAGCUCAAGCCCAAGGUGGAAGAGCUGUGUCGCGAAUUGGGCCUCCAGUACAGCACAGAGGAGAAUGCCGGCAGGAUAUACAUCAACCUCCAGGGCGGAGAGCCUAUCCCGCCACAACACGGCGGGUAUGGAGGCCACCAAGAUCAAUACCAGCCUCCUCACCAUGGACAGCAACAGCACGGUGGCCAGCACCGACCUCCACAGCAUCACCAACAACAUCAAGAGCCAGAGGAGGAGACGGCCGAUGGCCUUAUUCCACUCCUCCUGCAAAAGCUGGAGAAGGCCUGCUGCGCGGUCAUGUAGAGUGGACGCAAAGCAAUACCACGGCGUCAAUGUUGCUAGUUUUGGCUAUUCGAGUGACACUUGGAGAUUCCUCUUUUGCUUUUUAAAUACCUUUGUUUUAGAUACAUACAUAUACCACAUGGGAUCUUGGCUUUAUGCAUUUCUACCAUGAUAAGCUUCAAUAAACAACACCGAUGAGAUCAAAUAGAUCAAAAUCAGAAACUAGUUUAUUCUAAAAAAAACUAAUACUAUUUGUGAAAGAAUGAAACAAUCUAAG
Messenger RNA from Trichoderma harzianum CBS 226.95, 1356 nucleotides. RefSeq lists its product as hypothetical. Lineage: Eukaryota; Fungi; Ascomycota; Sordariomycetes; Hypocreales; Hypocreaceae. The record is from RefSeq and is a predicted model, not a curated record. The transcript is spliced from 3 exons. Bases 369 to 1100 code for a protein of 243 amino acids.